This is a messenger RNA of Hyaloscypha bicolor E, 672 nucleotides long. RefSeq lists its product as uncharacterized. The record is from RefSeq and is a predicted model, not a curated record. NCBI's taxonomy places the organism in Eukaryota, Fungi, Ascomycota, Leotiomycetes, Helotiales, Hyaloscyphaceae. The transcript has a single exon. Bases 1 to 672 code for a protein of 223 amino acids.
AUGUCCGCUGUUCCCCUUCCAACUCGCGUCCUCGCUGGUAUCGUAGUUCCUGAUACGGUCCUCAUCACCAAGGCUCUCGAAUAUGCACGCAAAUACUGUACGUUGCAAGUCUACAACCACGUCGUUCGGAGCUGGCUCUUCGGCUUCGCUAUAUCUCCAAGCCUGUACCCCAAUAUAGACCAAGAACUAUUCUCCGUCUCUCUCAUCCUGCACGACCUGGGCUGGGACCCAAGUGGUGAGCUCGUGUCAACCGACAAACGAUUCGAAGUCGAUAGCGCCAUUGCCGCACGAAGCUUCUUGCGUUCUCAUGCCCCUGAUUGGGAUGCGCGUAAACUUCAAUUGGUCUGGGACACCAUCGCGUUGCACAGUUCAGCGUCGUUGGCGUUGCAUAAGGAGGAUGAGGUCGCGGGGGCUUGUAUGGGGAUUUUGGCGGAUAUUACGGGGCCGGAAAGGUCUAUUGGCGGUGUGUUGAGUAGGGAGGUUUAUGAGGAAGUUGUGAAGGAAUUUCCUUUGUUGGGGAUAAAAGAGGGUAUUAAGGAUAUUUUUUGUGGGAUUUGUAAAACAAAGCCUGAGACUACCUACGAUAAUUUUGUAGGGGACUUUGGGGAGAAGUUCUUACAGGGGUAUAGUAGAGUUGGGAAGACUGCGGUUGAUUUUAUGAUGGCUCCUUAG